AUGUUGGUCACAAGACAACAAAGUAAAAUGCAGAAACGGAAAGAGGAUAAGGAAGAGGAAGAAGUAAUUUUGAAAGAUGUGUCUGAUAAUGAACAAAAUGAUACCGUAGUUGAGAAGAAACAAGAAACAGGAAUGUUAGAAAAAUUAAUGAUGAUGAUGAACGCACAAGAUAAAAUUAGAGAAGAAAAUAAAAAAAAAUGA
This is a messenger RNA of Diabrotica balteata, 201 nucleotides long. The record is from the annotation of a GenBank genome assembly. Lineage: Eukaryota; Metazoa; Arthropoda; Insecta; Coleoptera; Chrysomelidae.